Ciona intestinalis (vase tunicate) is the source of this 1679-nucleotide messenger RNA. RefSeq lists its product as uncharacterized. The record is from RefSeq and is a predicted model, not a curated record. NCBI's taxonomy places the organism in Eukaryota, Metazoa, Chordata, Ascidiacea, Phlebobranchia, Cionidae.
UUGUGAGAAAGGCUAAGAUAUAAACAUGAGGAAAAGAGACAGGGGUCAAUAUGACUUUAAUUUGAGAUAAAAACAACAAAAAAUAUUUGGGAUAAAAUCAACAAAGAUGAAAAGCCUAAAAUUAUAAAUUUAAUUGAUAUAACACAAUGUCCACUGAAGCACCUAACAACGUCACGAUACCGGAAACAGCUUACGCCCUUCCCUAUCACACCUGGAUGACGUAUGAAGUAUUCUCUGUACUUCUGUCUGUAAUUGCGACGUACAUCCUUGCAAGUCUGUUGGCAUACAGCGUGAAACAAAACAUUGACUUUUUCAAGCGAAGACACUUAUCGACACGGAGUACCAAAACUGAGAGAGAUGUUUCGGGAGGACACAGUUCGGCAAGCGUUGAAAGAGGGCAGUCCGUGUCUUCGAACCGGGAAAAGGGAAAACGCAGACGAAUAGACGGAACUGCUGGUAAAUCCGCAAGACCCCUGCGAGUUCUUUGUAUAUUCGCAGCGUUUUUCGCUGUGGUACGCAUGGCAGCUGACCAGUUGGAACUUGGUACUUAUCACAGCGGAGUUCGAGUGAACUGUAAAGUGUAUCAGGUAGUGGUUGUGAUAACGUACUCGCUGUGCGCAACUUGCAUUUACUCCGCUCUGUGGUUUCGUCUUCAUGUCUUCCUCAAUCAUCCUGUGAUACAUUUAAGAACGAAAAAGAUCGGCGUCGUUAUGUGGAUAAGCUUAGCUACUAUCAUCUGUUCCUCCCUGCUUAAUACUCUGAUCUUCAGCCUUGCUACCACAGCGGUCGACUCGCCAGAAGGCUGUAAAUUAGGCGUAACUGCACCUAUACCUUCAGAUAUAAGAUAUGUCAUUCUUGCCUUUACGUCAGUUGGGUCUCAGCUGCUACUGUUAGCCUUGUUCCUGUACCCAUUGUUGAAACAUAGGUCUACGAUGGUGAAGAGUGAACCAAAAGCUGUUCGGUACACAGUUAACCCGCCCACGUCCCCACCUUUGUCCCCUCGAUUCCCAACCGAGCGCGGGCAAGUCAAGUUUCCGAAAUCACUGAGAAUAACAAUGCAGAAAGGCCAUGCACAUGAUCAGACUGGACCAGCAUCGUCGGCUCUAAAAUACGACUCCGAUAGCGACAUGGACAGCGUGAAAAACGUACAAACGGACGCCGCGAAUCGGUAUCGGAGUUUUCGACAAAAAAAGCAAAUCAACCGCCAGCGUCAUCUGGUUAACAUUAUGUGGCGAGUUCUUGCCACAGCGAGCGUAUGUGUUAUAUCAGAUGUCGUAACUGCAGUUGUGUCAAUCGCAUUUUCAGGCCACCCUAGAAUCGUACCGAAUCUUAUAUACAAUUUGAACCUGCUGGUCAACCUAUGCAGCGUCUUAUUUUCUUUCGGCGAUUGGAAGGACAGACUUUUUCCCCUGUGCGCAAAUUGUUGGAAGGAACAAGAAAAAAGACAAAUGACGUCCAGUACCAGCGCCUACAGUGGUCCAAGGUCCCCAGCAGCUUUCCCGAACAAUAAAAACAUUGCUCCGUACAUGGACUCGUCAUCAGCUGCAUGCAACUCCAGAGGAUUGCCCAUAUCCGAGGACGGAGAAGAAAAAAGCGAUUCUGUGUUUGAUCAUGCAUAAAAUGGAACUAUAUAAUUUACCAAUCAAAACUGAAGUUAUAAAAUACUCUGUUAAAAAAAA